Microtus oregoni (creeping vole) is the source of this 2214-nucleotide messenger RNA. It is a transcript of the gene Umod, whose product is annotated as uromodulin. The transcript has 10 exons. Gene Ontology annotation, biological process: neutrophil migration. Gene Ontology annotation, molecular function: calcium ion binding. The record is from RefSeq and is a predicted model, not a curated record. Gene Ontology annotation, cellular component: apical plasma membrane; cell surface. Bases 35 to 1972 code for a protein of 645 amino acids. Lineage: Eukaryota; Metazoa; Chordata; Mammalia; Rodentia; Cricetidae.
UCCAGUACCAGAAAUAGAGGGAAGAGCAGGAAGGAUGAGGCGGCUGUGCUCUUUGACCGGGUUGCUGGUGGUAAUGAUGGUAACCCCUUGGCUCACUGUAGCGGGAGCCAAUGAUUCAUCAGAAGCAAUAAGGUGUUCCGAAUGCCACAGCAACGCCACCUGCAUGGUGGAUGGAGUGGUUACAACAUGCUUCUGCCAGCUGGGUUUCACUGGUAACGGGCUGCACUGUGAGGACGUGGAUGAGUGUGCCAUCCCUCAGGCUCACAACUGCUCUGCCAACAGCGUCUGCGUGAACACACUGGGUUCCUACGCAUGCGCCUGCCGGCAUGGCUUCCGUCUGACGCCUGGGCUGGGCUGCAUUGAUGUGGAUGAAUGCGCAGAGCUGGGACUCAGUGACUGCCAUGCACUAGCUACCUGUGUCAACACGGAGGGCAACUACUCGUGCGUGUGUCCCAAGGGCUACGAAGGGGAUGGUCGGCACUGUGAGUGCUCCCCAGACUCCUGUGGUCCCGAUCUGGACUGCUUGCCCCAGGGCCCGGGGGGAGCACUAGUGUGUGUAGACCCCUGCAACGUGCAUGAGACCCUGGCCGAGUACUGGCGCAGCACGGAAUAUGGUGCCGGCUACUCCUGUGACUCUAAUUUGCAUGGCUGGUACCGGUUCAUGGGCCAGGGUGGCGUGAGCAUGGCUGAGACCUGUGUGCCGGUCCAGAGAUGCAACACAGCUGCGCCCAUGUGGCUCAAUGGCUCGCAUCCAUCGAGCAACGAGGGCAUCGUGAGCCGCACGGCCUGUGCGCACUGGAGCGGCAACUGCUGUCUGUGGUCCACAGAGAUUCAGGUGAAGGCCUGCACAGGUGGCUACUAUGUUUACAACCUGACGGAGGCCCCCGAAUGCAAUCUGGCUUACUGCACAGAUCCUGGCUCCGUGGAGGGGACCUGCGAAGAGUGCGGGGUGGACGAGGACUGCAUAUCAGAAAACGGCAGAUGGCGCUGUCAGUGUAAAAAGGACUUCAAUAUCACAGAUAUAUCUCUCCUGGAUCACAAGUUAGAGUGUGGGACCAAUGACAUCAAAAUAUCCCUCAGCAAAUGCCAGCUCCAGAGUGUGGGCUUUAUGAAGGUCUUCAUGUACCUGAGUGACAGCCAGUGCUCGGGCUUCAGUGAGAGGGGUGAACGAGACUGGAUGUCCGUGGUGACACCUGCCCAGGAUGGCCCCUGUGGGACAGUGUUGAGGACGAAUGAAACCCAUGCCACCUACAGCAACACCCUCUACCUGGCAAAUGAGAUCAUCAUCCGAGACAUCAACAUCAGGAUCAACUUUGAAUGCUCUUACCCCCUGGACAUGAAAGUCAGCCUGAAGACCUCCCUACAGCCCAUGGUCAGUUCCCUGAACAUCAGCUUGGGUGGGACAGGCAUGUUCACCGUGCGGAUGGCGCUGUUCCAGAGCCCUGCCUACACACAGCCCUACCAAGGCUCCUCUGUGAUGCUGUCCACAGAGGCUUUUCUGUAUGUGGGCACCAUACUGGAUGGGGGUGACGUGUCCCGGUUUGUACUGCUAAUGACCAACUGCUAUGCCACGCCGAGUAGCAACGCCACAGACCCUGUAAAAUACUUCAUUAUCCAGGACAGAUGUCCAAACACAUUGGAUACAACCAUUCAGGUGGUGGAGAACGGCGAGUCCCCUCAGGGCCGGUUUUCUGUUCAGAUGUUCCGGUUCACAGGAAAUUACGACCUUGUCUACCUGCACUGUGAGGUGUACCUGUGUGACUCUGUGAAUGAACAGUGCAAGCCUAGCUGCUCUGGUACUAGACUGAGAAGUGGGAACUUCAUAGAUCAGGCCCGGGUCCUGAACUUGGGCCCCAUCACACGGCAAGGAGUCCAGGCUGCUGUAUCCAAGGCUGCUUCCAGCAACUUAAGGCUCCUGAGCAUCUGGCUGCCUCUGUUUCUCUCCGUCACUUUGACCCUGAUGUCUCACUGAUGGACAGAAGGAAACCUGGUGUGGCUUCCAGCUCACUUCCUGCCGGCCAGGAGGGGAGCUGCAGGCUGGUUUCCAGCCAUAGGAGAGGGACUCACACUGCUCCCAGAUUGCACUUACUCUCUCCCUUUCAUCCUCACACUCAAAACCUAGUAGUUAUCCUUCAGUGCUGCUCUUUCUCCAAACGGGACUUGUGGUACAUCUGCACAUGGAGCCCCUGUCUCCUUAAGGAAUAAUAAUAAUAA